Molecule: messenger RNA, 810 nt
Organism: Engraulis encrasicolus (European anchovy)
Lineage: Eukaryota; Metazoa; Chordata; Actinopteri; Clupeiformes; Engraulidae
Product: ankyrin repeat domain-containing protein 66
Exons: 5
Coding region: 146-694 (182 amino acids)
Cellular component (GO): nucleus
Molecular function (GO): protein binding
Source: RefSeq, a predicted model, not a curated record
UGUCUCGAGCUUGCUUCAUUCGCUAUAGUUGGAAACGCAGGCCUACUUUGCGUCGAGUUUUUUCCUUCACACCAGGCUUACUGUCGAUGGAUGCAAGCUGUAGUAGUACAUACCAGUUACUUUUAGAACAUUGAGCUGCCCUGAAAUGAUGUCUGAACUCCAUCAGGCCGCAGCAUCGGGGGAUGUUGACCUCGUGGAGGACAUUCUGAGGCAGAACAAAUACGACCCCAACCAGAGGGACGUGGACUGGAACAACAGAACUCCACUGCAUUGGGCUGCCGCUCGAGGUCAGUCGGAGAUGGUGCGCCUCCUCGUGGAGCACGGGGCUGAGCCAGGCCUCUGCACGGAGAGCGGGUGGACGGCCGCACAUUUUGCCGCGGAGGCCGGCCGACUGCAGGUGCUGCGGACCCUGCACACCCUCCACGCCCCUCUGGACAAUGAGGACUGCUGCGGGGACAAGCCCGUCAGGAUCGCAGAGAUCUACGGCCACGGGGACUGCGUGCAGUUCCUCAAGAGGGCAGAGGAAGACAAUCGCCGUUGCACACACUCCACUUUGUUGUCAGGGUCGACUCAGAAUGACGCUGACCAAGAAUGGGAGCAGCCAAAAAGAGUCACAGAACAGCAACAGCGGAUGGCAAAGAAAGUGAAGGUGCAGGUGCAGGCUCCAGACCCAAAAUCAAAGUUGAGAAACUAAGGCAGGUACGGCAUGCCGUAACAAGAAUGAAAAAACCCUGAAAGUCAUGGAUCAUCAAAGUCAAGGCCAUGUAUACACUUUUCAAACAAACUCUCUCAGAAAUUCUGCAGGUUGAG